AAAAGGGCUGUCGUCGUCAGAAAGGCGUCAGAGCGAACGGGUGCGAUGGAUUGCGCGUUCGCUGAAAAGGCCGACAGAGAACGAUGAGUGAACUAGGGCUCUUGCAACCGUGCCAUGGGGGCGACAAAGAAGAUAAGAUAUUUGAAAAGAGACCGGUCAAUCCAGACAGGCGUCGGUUGUACGACACCAGCGCGGGAAAAAUAAAAGAGAACUGAUUCAAUGUUUGAAGAGGGGAGGGAGUUAAGUUGUUUGGUGUUGGUCGGUGGAGCCCGCGGAUUCGGGAGUGACGACGGCCUUUUUGGUGGCGUCAAAUUGUCAAUUCUUCCCGAUCAACAUCCCUACACAUACUUGAGUACAUCCAGGCAUCGGCACAUCCCAUGCACCAGAGACGCGGCCAGCUGGCUCUUGGUUGCUUCUUAUAGAUCCCGGGGUCCAGAAGUGGCUGUUCAAUCCGGCCAACUGACGUCUUGGAAAUGGUCAGCCAGUUCCUUUCGCUAUGCUGACGCCAAUUUGCGUGCUUGCCUUAGAUUACCAUCAGCGCUGCGAUUCUCUGUCUGAAACGGGACCCCGCGUUGCGAAACACCGUAGUCUUUUCUAAUUAAAACUCCAUCUGAGUGUGCUAUAAACCUGAAUAGCAGUAUCUGGUUCA
Molecule: messenger RNA, 649 nt
Organism: Aspergillus fijiensis CBS 313.89
Lineage: Eukaryota; Fungi; Ascomycota; Eurotiomycetes; Eurotiales; Aspergillaceae
Exons: 2
Coding region: 220-558 (112 amino acids)
Source: RefSeq, a predicted model, not a curated record